Salvia splendens (bonfire salvia) is the source of this 894-nucleotide messenger RNA. RefSeq names its product immune-associated nucleotide-binding protein 9. Bases 1 to 894 code for a protein of 297 amino acids. Gene Ontology annotation, molecular function: GTP binding. The record is from RefSeq and is a predicted model, not a curated record. The transcript has 5 exons. NCBI's taxonomy places the organism in Eukaryota, Viridiplantae, Streptophyta, Magnoliopsida, Lamiales, Lamiaceae.
AUGGCUGAAUCAUCCAAUUCCAGAAGCAGAACCGUUGUUUUGCUCGGAAAAAUGGGUAACGGAAAAAGCGCCACUGCCAACACCCUCCUUGGCCGAGAGGCCUUCGAAUCCUUGCACAGCUUAGGCAGCGUCACCGCCGCCUGCAAGCUCGACACAUCCGUCUUCGACGACGGAAGGAUUCUCAACGUCAUCGACACUCCUGGGUUGUUCGAUUCAUACGUCGAAUCGAAUGCUAUGGCGAAGGAGAUCGCGCAGUGGAUUAAUCUGGCCAAGGAUGGAAUCCACGCCGUUCUCUUCGUCCUGUCGCUGAGAAACCGCUUCUCUGAAGAGGAGGCUUCGGCUUUCGAGGUCCUCUGCCAUAUAUUUGGCGCGAAAAUCGCUGAUUACAUGAUUGUGGUCUUCUCCCACGGCGAUGCUCUCGGGAAGAAUGCUACUCUUGAUGACUAUUUGGCCAAAAAUUGCCCUCACCAAUUGACGGAUACUCUGAAAAAGUGUGGGAAUAGAACUGUUGUGGUUAAUAAUUGGGUAGAAGAUGAAGAAAGGCUUAGUAAACAGAGGGAGGAGCUUCUCUCUCUUGUUGAGACUGUGGUGGAGAAGGAUGAGAUUGAUGAAGGUGCCGAAGGGAAAUCAACUCAAGUGUCUCCUGGUGGAGAGCAGUAUGACCGUUCGGUGGAAAUGAUUGAGACCCGACUGAAGGUGAGUGUCUCGAACUUGGAAAAGAUGUUGGCCAAGGAAAGAGCUGCUCGGGCGAAGGCGGAACAGAAGGCACGGAAAGAACAGGCAAAGUCAGAGCAUGAAAUGCACAUGAUGCGAGAGCGUUUGAGCCGGGCUGAUCAUCGGAGCUGGGAGCUUCAAGAGGAGCUUCAUCGUAAGCCUAAUUGUAUCGUCAUGUGA